GGCGGCGAAAUACAACCGUCGUGUAAAUGUCGAGAGCAUUUUUCAAGUCUGCGUUUCUUGCGAUUAUCUUUAAUAUCUCUAAUACUUUGUCACCACCGAGUCGCAUCAAACACAUUCGCAUGUAACCAAAAUGGCAACCCAAGACCUCGUAUUUUUAAAUGAUCAAGUUGUGCGACUAAAUUCUCUGUUGGCCAGCUAUCAGAGGAAGUAUCCUUCAUACACACCAGAGGCUCAAGGUAGUUAUCUCUUACCAAGCACAACAGACAGAAGUGUCCUGACUCCACUGCUGAUCGAGUAUGACGGAAUCAUUCAUGCACAAGAAGCUGAAAUAAGUAAUGAAAAGGCUGAGCUACAUAAACUAAGGCAGACCACUGAAGAAUUACUCUCAGAAAAUGAAAGACUGGGUGGCGAACUCCGUAAGAAUGUGGAAGAUCAGCUGUCAUCAGGGAUGGGGAUGGUGGGACUGUCUGGGGUGGAGGAAGGAGCACCUGCAUUAGAUGAUGACCAGAUGCUGCUAAACUUCCAGGAACAGCUGAAAAUGGCUGCCCAGGAGAAGGAAUCAGCUGAGCAGAAAUGGAGAGCAGCGUCUCAGGAGAUCGACCGUCUGGAGAAAGAGCUGGAGGCUGAGAAGGAAUCCCAUCAGUGGAGGGUGGUGGAACAACAGGCACACCAGGUCAAGGAGCAGUACAUGCAGAGUAUGGCUUCGGUCACAGCCCAGGUGGAGACACUGCAGAAAGAACUCAGGCUAGCCAGAACAGAGUUAGUGACCUCGGAACAGCUGAUCAAGGACCAGAAGAGGACAAUAGCUGACCUCCAGUCACAGCUGUCUUGGAAGGACCAGGAGAGAGCGGAUGUAAUAUUCAAGGAAGGCAUCACUGACACAAGGCUCAUAGAACUGAAAAAAAUCAUGGAAGAUCUUAAACACCAACUGUCACUGGCCAGUAGAGAAAACGGAGAGCUGAAACGAGAUAAGACUGCAAUGGAGACAAGAGUCUCUGAACUUCAAAAGAGAAAUUAUGAUAUGGAGAAGAAGGAAACAGAUGCCGUCAUAAGGGUGCAGGAUGCAGUACAGAUGGUGGAGAACGCUGUGCUGGAGAAGGAUCAAGCUGAGGUGCAGAGUCGUCAGAAAGAUAAUGAGAUUGAACAGAUGCAGGAUGUCCUCAGCAAACUCAUUAACGAAGCCGGAGUCCGCACCCGCCAAGAGGUUGAUGCAGUAAGGAAACAGUGCAAUGAGAGAAUCGGCAAACUCACAGAUGAAGUCCAUUCCCUAGAGAUGGAAGGAGCUGAGCGCGAGGCCCAGAUUGAGAGACUUGUGAGGGAGAAGAGAUCUGUGGAGUCCGAGUUAGAAAAGAUCUACAAGGAUGGUAUAGUGCAGGGAUCCAAACAACACAGUGCAUACGAGGAUCUGAACCGGCGAGCUAUUGAUGCAGAGAGACGGCGAGAUGAGGCAGAGCUGAAGGUGGACACACUGGAGUCUACACUCAAGCGGGAAUCAAUGAACUCUGAACAGCUGAAGAACCAGCUGGAGUCUCAGCUGAGCGGGAUGAGGGAACGCCUGAUGACCAUGGAGCUGGAGUUCGAGAACCUGAACGACGACCGUGUCCGCUACCUUGAUGAGAUCGACAAGCUGAAGCGCCAGCUACAGUCUGCCCAGCAGGAUAAGGAGGCCGCUCAGAGGAAGUACAACAAGCAGUCAGUGAUGAUGGAGCAGGGGCAGCAGCUGAAGAUGCGGGACUAUGAAGUGAAGCUGCAGUCAACGGAGGACGCCAACAGACAGACCAUGGUGGAGCUCCGCAAACUCCUCAAUGCCCAGCAGAGGAUGAGUGCUAGGUGGAAAGAGGAAUGCAAUACUAUUACACAGAAAUUUGAGGUCAAGGUUACAGAUCUGAGGUCAGAGGUCAGCAUGUUGAAGCGGCGAAAUGAAGAGUUAACAUCACUGUUGAAGGAGAGUCAAGAAAAGACAACCGAGGCAGAGCGUGUGAUCAGCGAGUACACGAAGAACGUGAGGAGGAUGGAAGACCGCGUGCGGGAGUCAGAGCAGAGGGCAGCGGAGUCCACCAGGAAGUUAUCUCGGCAUGUGGUAAGUGAGAGGCAGAUGGCAAGUGAAAGAGAGAGCCUUCUGCAAGAACUCAGUCGCAGCCAGAGAGAAACAAACAGAUCUCCCAGGGGCCAGAAUAUUUCAAACCUGAGUCACAGUGGCAGAUUAGCAGAAAGUCUCCGAAUGGCUGACAUUUCUAAUGGUCACACAAAUGGAUCUCCCAGGCAACAUAGGGGUGAUAUCGAUGACAUGUUGUCUGAGAGAUGACGCGAUAUUUCCAAGCCUCAACUUCAGUAUUGUCAUACAUGAGUAUUGUCAUACAUGAGUACUUCCUCAGACUUCAUCAGACAUACAUGUAUUUAUACUAUGCAAGCACUGUGCUUUAUGACCUAGGUGAUGGCCUCUUUGGUCUCAUGCAGGCCAAGAUCUACCUGGUUCCUUCAGAAUGUAAUGAAGAUGUUCUCAGAUUCAGUGGUAAUCCAGUGUCUAAUCUGUUCAAACUGUUUCAUUUGUAUGCUUGUCAGUCUAGGGUAAAACAUCAGUUCCUGAAACUUUAUCUUAACUUUACACUGGACACUGUCUUGACAUAUAUUUUGGAGAUGGAAAAUAUAGGAAAGCAUAGUGGAUUUGUAUUUUUAUUUUAUAGUUUCUUUACUUUCUUCCUCUGUAGCUCUUUAACAAUUGCAGUUGUACCAAGAAAUCAAUAUUGCAAGUUGAAAAUUGUAUGAUGAAACCAAGUAAAGAAGUUGAAGUUUCACCAUGUUUUAAAUAUAUUGGAACAUAAGUAACUUCACGACAUUAAGGAAGCAGUGCUCUUCGUAACAACAUCGAACUGAUCUGAUUUUGUUAGUAUUAUUUAGUGAUCUCUAACUGAGAAUUGCAAGUUGUAGGGCACUGUAUGUGGAAGAUAUGAAUGAUCACAAAAAUCUUAGUCAUAACCUAUAACGUGAUUUGUUCUGUGCUAACAUGAAUACUUAUGAAUCAGUUAUGCUCAUAAAUAAACUGAAGCCAUGGUACUGAGUAACAUUGUGUGUUGAGAGUUAAACGUGGAAGAAGUUUGAAACAUAUGUUAGUUCAAAUUAUAAUUAGUCCUAAAACACUUCUGUGGAUAAAGAACAACUAGGGACUAAACAUGUAUGGAACAAGACUGAUGACACACGCAUCAAGUAUUAUUUAUUGGCCACAAUUAGCUUGCUUGUUCUGUAAGCUAAAACCCAUAGACACAUUUAUUUAUAUGUAUACAAACAUAUAUAUUCCACAGUACUAACAGCUGAUUGUGGGUGUGGAAGACGGUUGUGUCUUUGUUUUGAUGUGAUGUAUGACACUGCCAUCUGCUUAUGUAUAAAGUAUAUUUUGUGUAUGUGUGAUACUGUACUCCGUCCAAACCAACAUGUAUUCCAUGACAUUAAUAUGCAGAUCUCUCUGUGUCUUGUACCUAUAUCUACCUGGUGUUAUAUUUACUUUCUAACAUUCACUUAUAUCUAUGUUAUAAUAUCAAAUCGUGUAUAUAAGAAAUAACAGCGCAUACAUGAGUAUGGGAUGUGUUGUUAAUGGAAAUAAUACUCAUAUAUAUUGUCACAUGUAUUUUGUGCCUUUAAUUGUGAAUGUACAACUAACAUGAAUAAAAAGAAAUGUAUGAUCUGA
This is a messenger RNA of Haliotis rubra (blacklip abalone), 3682 nucleotides long. Its product is annotated as sodium channel and clathrin linker 1-like. NCBI's taxonomy places the organism in Eukaryota, Metazoa, Mollusca, Gastropoda, Lepetellida, Haliotidae. The record is from RefSeq and is a predicted model, not a curated record. Gene Ontology annotation, cellular component: centrosome; centriole. The transcript is spliced from 23 exons. Bases 131 to 2305 code for a protein of 724 amino acids. Gene Ontology annotation, biological process: centrosome cycle; clustering of voltage-gated sodium channels; cilium assembly.